AUGGACCAUGAGGAACAGUUCGAUGACAUUCGUGUGGUCAGUAUUGAUGCCGGAACGGACGAAGGCGCCGACAUAACUAUCGAGUAUAACACCAAGCGAAUAACUGUCUCAAUCUUCGCAAGUUCAACACAAGACAAUGCACAUACUGGAACUUCGGUGGAAGAUGAGCUCAUCCGGCUUUUAAACCAAGCGGUCGAUGCUGCAGAUGAGGAUUAUGAAGACUUGAUGAAUAAUGCGUUGGAUAGGGUCCUUGAUCUGGCGGGAGCUACGUUCUCUGAUGUAGCGCCCCGCAUAUGUGCUUCCCAACAAGCAAGCACAGUCCUACAUGCACAUCUAUAUCCAGAUACGUUUGACUUUCGCCUGCAGACAAUAGAUAGAAAGGUAUCAAUUUCGCAAAUUAGUCCUGACGAGAUGCUUUGCGUGCCCGAUACUGCUCCUGAUCCCCAUUUUCAUACCGAUUUUGAACCGGACGACCACCUCCCGUUCUUCUCAUCCGACGAAAUAUACAUUCUUGAAUCGUUUGGCAGUGGGAAUGGGACCGUCAGUAAAGUGCAAGUUGGCAGCAUGGAUAUGCUCUGUAAAGCUCGGAGAGUUGGCCUUGGGGAUAUUGGGCUUGAACAAGAGCUCAAAAGGCUUCAGAUGAUCCGAAAAGCAGCCUGA
Molecule: messenger RNA, 660 nt
Organism: Pochonia chlamydosporia 170
Lineage: Eukaryota; Fungi; Ascomycota; Sordariomycetes; Hypocreales; Clavicipitaceae
Exons: 1
Coding region: 1-660 (219 amino acids)
Source: RefSeq, a predicted model, not a curated record